AUGUCUUCUACUGUCUCUUGUUUGCAGACACGCUUAUCCGCAACCAAUGAUAUUUACUGGGGAGAGUAUUCUGGCUGGUAUGCAAGACGGGAUGAAGCCUUCUAUGCUGAUCAUGAGGUUGUUUCUAUGGCCGAUUUUACGGCCCAUGGUGGUAACAGCUGUAGCCAUGUUCCUUCUCUGGCUCACUUAUCUGCCAAACAUUUGGUAAUGCAGGGUCGAUCUACUUCAUCGGAGCUAGCGAGCCAAAUGGUGUCCCGAGACACAGGUGCCCCCGUCGAAUGGUUACAGGAGGAGACAUGUUUUUUUCGACUAACCUCUUACCGAAAUCGCCUGCAUGCUUGGCUGGACUCAGGAGUGUUUUCUGCGAAUUCAUCUAGUCAAGCAAUGUGGAAAAAACGAGCCCACGAAUUAGUCGACAGCUCUGGCGAUCUCUCUGUCUCGCGGCCCAAUGAUCGCCUCAAUUGGGCGCUUUCUGUUCCGGGCACAAAUGGCAAACACAAGGUAUUGUUAUUUGCCACAAUUCGAUCUUCAGCCAAUCUAUUCUGA
Protopolystoma xenopodis is the source of this 546-nucleotide messenger RNA. The record is from the annotation of a GenBank genome assembly. Lineage: Eukaryota; Metazoa; Platyhelminthes; Monogenea; Polystomatidea; Polystomatidae.